CUUGUUGUAUCACAUUGCCUCCUUUUUGGGGUUCAUAACAAUAGUAGCCGUUUCUCAAAAGCUUCAACCACAUCAAAACCACGAAAUUUAAAUAUCGCUUCCGCUGUUAAUUUCUUCAUCAGCUCUUAAAAUGAGUACUGGUGAAGUGCUGCUGGGAAUGCCAGGACCAUGGGCCGAUGAUAAUCGGGAACCAUCUGAUUAUUACACAACUAAGAUCGGCGGUCUUCCUGACUGGCCUUUUCCUCCAGAAUCAUUAGGAACAGUUGGUAGUGAUUAUAAUUUGGUUAAUUGUAGUGUUUGUGGAUCAAAGCUUUGUCUGUUUGCUCAAGUUUAUGCUCCAAUUUCGACUAAUUCAAGUUUGAAAAUUGAAGAUCGUCUUCUCAUGGUUUUUGGAUGUUUGGGGUCUGAAUGUAGAAGCAAUCCUCUUAGCUGGCGUGCCCUUCGCCUUCAGAAAUUGGACGAUGAAGGUGAUCAACCAACAACUCCUGAAAAAGUGGAUACUGUAACAACUACACCUUCUGUUUCAGAUUCAAAAACUAACUGGUUGAAGGCUUUCGAUGAUGAUGAAAGUGAUGAGGACUUUGAUCUUCAGGCUUUGAGUACAGCACUCUCUGAAGCUGGAAGCCUGGUUUCUUGUUCGAAGAAAUCACAAAAGAAUAACCAAUUAGAAUUUGUUGCUAGUUCUUCCCCUUUAUCAGCAAGGACAAGAACAGUGGAUAUAGACUCACCCGUGGUUCCUUGUUUUUACAUUUACACUCAAGUGGAAUCAUCCUCAAGGGAUGUUUCUUCUAUGUGCUCAAACUAUACCACUCUUUCUAUUAAGGAAGAACAAAGGGACGAUGGGGAAGAAGAACAAGAAGUAUGGGCAAAGGAAGCUUAUGAAUAUGAUAAAGCUUUAACUGCUGAUAGGACUUACCUCAAGUUCAAGAAGAAGUUGGAUGCUGCCCCUGAGCAAUGCUUCAGGUACUUGUAUGGUGGGCAGCCUCUUCUACCAAUACAAGAGUUGGAAGAUCCAGGGCAAUGCAAGCUUUGUGGUAGUUUAAGGCACUAUGAAAUGCAGUUGAUGCCCCCAUUAAUAUAUUUUCUACAAGGUGCUGCCGAUGAUUGUCAAAAACAGGCACUAGAGAAUUGGAAUUGGAUGACAGUCAUUGUUUUCACUUGCACGAAGAGUUGUUCCAACCCAUCUGAUCAAGAAAAUAAGAAUGGCGGUUGGACAGUGGCAGAGGAGGCGGUUGUGGUACAACUAGAGACACUCCUGAAUGAGUCAGCUCAUCUCGGGUAUUUCUCAUGAUCUCUAUAGUACUCUUUUCUUAGAGAUCCUAUUAUCAUGCUUAGAAAGAAGUUUUGACUUAAUUAUAUACGCAUAGGGCAUCGACAUAACCUAUUGGUCCUUGGGUAAUUUUGUAUUAGUACCUUAGGGGUUCCUGUACCUUUGUUGCUGUAUAGAACAGCUCUUGAGAAAGUGUAAACAUAAAUUUGGUAGUUGUCUUAGAGUUUUAACUUUAAGUAGCUUUUGUAUGUUGAUGCCUCAGAGUGCAUUUGAUCAACCUUGUAUAUCAGUUGGUUAAACGAAAGCAUAAUGGUCAGUGACUUCAGUCAAUCAUUUCAAUUAGUCGCGUAAAUGUUUCAGAAGCCCGUAAUGUACAGCGACUUUGUGUAAUCAAAAAGUAUGUUUAAGAA
Messenger RNA from Mercurialis annua (annual mercury), 1680 nucleotides. RefSeq lists its product as uncharacterized. The transcript has 6 exons. NCBI's taxonomy places the organism in Eukaryota, Viridiplantae, Streptophyta, Magnoliopsida, Malpighiales, Euphorbiaceae. Gene Ontology annotation, cellular component: cytoplasm. Bases 131 to 1291 code for a protein of 386 amino acids. The record is from RefSeq and is a predicted model, not a curated record.